Messenger RNA from Rhea pennata, 1037 nucleotides. It is a transcript of the gene CALB2, whose product is annotated as calbindin 2. Gene Ontology annotation, cellular component: cytosol; dendrite; terminal bouton. Gene Ontology annotation, molecular function: calcium ion binding. The coding region runs from base 1 to 813 and encodes 270 amino acids. Lineage: Eukaryota; Metazoa; Chordata; Aves; Rheiformes; Rheidae. The record is from RefSeq and is a predicted model, not a curated record. Gene Ontology annotation, biological process: regulation of long-term synaptic potentiation; regulation of presynaptic cytosolic calcium ion concentration. The transcript is spliced from 11 exons.
AUGGCCGGCCAGCAGCCAGCCCCGCACCUCCACCUGGCCGAGCUCACCGCCUCGCAGUUCCUCGACGUCUGGAAACACUUCGACGCCGACGGAAACGGCUACAUCGAAGGCAAAGAGCUGGAAAACUUCUUCCAGGAGCUGGAAAGCGCAAGGAAGGGGGCUGGCGUGGACUCCAAGAACGACAACUUUGGCGAGAAGAUGAAGGAGUUCAUGCACAAGUACGACAAAAACGCGGACGGCAAAAUCGAGAUGGCGGAGCUGGCCCAGAUCCUGCCCACGGAGGAGAACUUCCUGCUGUGCUUCCGCCAGCACGUCGGCUCCAGCUCGGAGUUCAUGGAGGCCUGGCGGAGGUACGACACGGACCGCAGCGGCUACAUCGAAGCCAACGAGCUCAAGGGCUUCCUGUCAGACCUGCUGAAGAAGGCCAACAGGCCCUACGACGAACCCAAGCUGCAGGAGUACACGCAGACCAUCCUGCGGAUGUUCGACAUGAACGGAGACGGGAAGCUGGGCCUCUCGGAGAUGUCCCGACUUUUGCCUGUGCAAGAAAACUUCCUCCUUAAGUUUCAGGGAAUGAAGUUGUCGUCGGAGGAAUUCAAUGCUAUCUUUGCAUUUUACGAUAAGGAUGGGAGCGGCUUCAUUGAUGAGAACGAGCUGGACGCACUUUUGAAAGACCUGUAUGAAAAGAACAAGAAAGAGAUGAACAUCCACCAACUCACCAACUACAGAAAGAGCAUCAUGAACCUCUCCGACGGGGGCAAACUCUACCGCAAGGAGCUUGAAAUUGUGCUCUGCAACGAGCCCCCCAUGUAGGGUCCCCUGUGCUCCCUCUCUUCCUCAUUCUGGAUUUCCUCCCCCCUGCCCGUUGCCCCCCAUCACUGCGCCGAAAGAGAGCACAAAGAAGGGAGCAAUCGCCGCCGCGGCGCCGGCCGGGAGCUCUGUGCCCGCCUCACUGUGCCCUCCGCUGGCGUUUGCCCACCUGCUUCUGCCCGGGGCCCAGCCCCUGCCCGCCAUGGGAGGGGGCGCGCUGCAUGGCC